AUGAUCAUAAACGAAACAAUAGUAAGUCCGAAUGAAGUAACGAGAGAAGAUCUUCUUGUCGUUCAUACAAAACGUUAUUUAUCCAGUCUUCAAUGGAGUGCACGAGUAGCAUUUGUUCUCGAAAUACCAUCAGUUGCCUUAUUACCUAAUUUUAUUGUUCAAUGGCGUGUUCUUAGACAAUUACGAUAUCACACUGGUGGAACUGUACUUGCAGGAAAAUUAGCAUUAGAACGUGGCUGGUCAAUAAAUGUCGGUGGUGGUUUUCAUCAUUGUUCAUCAGAUCAUGGUGGUGGUUUUUGUGCUUACGCUGAUUUGACAUUACUUAUAAAGAAUCUCUUUAUGUAUUAUCCUGAUCGAGGUAAUGGACAUGAACGUGAUUUUAUGAAUGAUGAAAGAGUAUUUAUUAUGGAUAUGUAUAAUCGUUUAAUUUAUCCUCGUGAUCAUCAAGCUAAAAAUGCAAUUCGUUGUAAAAUUGAAUUGAAACAUCACACAAAUGAUAAAACAUAUCUUCGUUUAUUACAUAUUAAUCUUGAAAAAUCUUUGAAUGAAUUUCAACCUGAUUUUGUUGUUUAUAAUGCUGGAACAGAUAUUCUUCAAGGUGAUCCAUUUGGAAAUCUUAAUAUUACACCUGAAGGUGUAAUUAUUCGUGAUGAAAUUGUUUUUACAAAAUGUAUUCGAGAAAGGAAUAUUCCAAUUGUAAUGUGUACAUCCGGUGGAUAUCAACAAACAAAUGCAAGAGUUAUAGCAGAUUCCAUUUUAAAUUUAUAUACAAAAAAAUUAAUUUCAUGGCAGUAG
Messenger RNA from Rotaria sordida, 795 nucleotides. The record is from the annotation of a GenBank genome assembly. Lineage: Eukaryota; Metazoa; Rotifera; Eurotatoria; Philodinida; Philodinidae.